Aspergillus melleus is the source of this 1449-nucleotide messenger RNA. RefSeq lists its product as uncharacterized. Gene Ontology annotation, cellular component: cytosol; alpha,alpha-trehalose-phosphate synthase complex (UDP-forming). NCBI's taxonomy places the organism in Eukaryota, Fungi, Ascomycota, Eurotiomycetes, Eurotiales, Aspergillaceae. Gene Ontology annotation, biological process: trehalose biosynthetic process. Gene Ontology annotation, molecular function: catalytic activity. The record is from RefSeq and is a predicted model, not a curated record. The coding region runs from base 1 to 1449 and encodes 482 amino acids. The transcript has 2 exons.
AUGACGAUCUAUAUUGCCUCGCUGUUUCUUCCAUACACUGUCAAUUUCGACCUCCAGGAAUCGCGAGACGCCCCGCCCCGCACCACAAGUUCGCCUUCCCCCAAGCCUUUGGUUGAAACUGCAACACCAGCUCCCCCCACCGGCGUAAGCCUGUUCGAACAACAGACCACCCCCCAGAAAGUUGGCCUCACACCGGGCGCCACGACCGAGCAUGAACGUAUCUUUUCGUCCACUCUCGCCAAGGCGGAACAGGAGCAGACCGGGUAUCCGUUCCCCUCUCAGGCAAACGAAACGCAUCUCACGGCAGGGAGCGAAGGUCAUUCACCUGCGUGGGGCUCUACACUGUCCUUGAAUCAACCCAAACCACGGGCGGCAAUUCCUCCGUCGCCGUCGAUUCUCAAGCAUCAGGAGCCUAUCGUUCCCGCGCCCGAGCCUCCUCGCGAGAGACCGGCCAGAGAACUACACGCUUCCUCCAUACAACCAAUCCAUUCUCCCAGCCGUCGCAGGGACUCAACGCGGAAGUUGUCCUUUUCCGGAGCCCGUUGGACCAUCCAGACAGCUGAACAAGGUAAUGGCGGGCUGCGCAAUGCGGUGCGGUCCGCGACAGAUGCCGGACAGCUGGAAGACCAGGUCUGGGUCGGCACGUUGGGAAUGCCCACGGAUGCUCUAUCUGCGUAUACCAAAGCGGCAAUCGCGGAAAAGUUACGUGAUGAAUAUGGAUCGUUGACCGUCUACGUUAGUGACGGUGAUUUUGACGGCCAUUACACCCACUUCUGCAAAACGAUCCUCUGGCCGGUAUUUCACUACCAAAUCCCGGACAACCCGAAAAGCAAAGCCUAUGAAGACCAUUCUUGGAUCUAUUAUGUGAAGACCAACCAGGCCUUUGCCGAACAGAUCGCGAAAAAUUGGAAGCGCGGAGACUCAAUAUGGGUUCAGGACUACCACUUGCUGCUGGUUCCGGCCAUGCUCCGUAAACUUCUGCCAGAUGCCCAGAUCGGAUUCUUUCUUCACAUCGCUUUUCCGUCGUCCGAGGUAUUCCGUUGCUUGGCGCCCCGCAAAGAGCUCCUUGAGGGAAUCUUGGGGGCUAACCUGGUGGGAUUCCAAACCGACGAGUACUGCCGUCACUUCCUCCAGACGUGCAGUCGCAUUCUCUGCGUUGAGGCCACAAAUGACGGCAUUCAGCUAGAAGAUCGAUUUGUCAACGUGAACAAGUUCCCCAUUGGAAUCGACCCCACCUCAUGGGAUAAACGCCGCCAGGCUACCGACGUUGAGCACUGGAUUAAAACAAUUUCGGAGCGCUAUGAGGGCAAACGACUAAUCGUGUCUCGUGACAAGAUUGAUCAAGUCCGGGGUAUCCGGCAGAAACUUCUUAGCUAUGAGCUUUUCCUGAACACAUAUCCCGAGUGGAGGGAUCAGGUGCGUGCCGAAGCUAAUGCUAUUGUCGUGUGA